This is a messenger RNA of Lepisosteus oculatus (spotted gar), 6772 nucleotides long. The record is from RefSeq and is a predicted model, not a curated record. NCBI's taxonomy places the organism in Eukaryota, Metazoa, Chordata, Actinopteri, Semionotiformes, Lepisosteidae.
UGGUGGAUUGCAGCAGUACAGCAAUUUUGUUCUCUCAGUAGGUAAAGCUGAUUGAUUUGCUGUUGGGCUUUGCUUGUUCUGACUCCGUAUCCCGUCUCAUUCUGGGACAGUAGUAGUACAGGAAGUACAGGACAGGAAAGCUCUUUUAGUUUGUUUUUUUUUUUUCAAACCAUGCAUGGGACUGGUCCAGUGUACCGCAAGCCGAAGUACUACCGCCCUUUAAAGUAUCACAGCUACAGCUCGAGGUAUAAAACAAGUUGGCUCUGUUCUCGCCCAGAGUGGAGAAGAGCAGUGUGUUAUUAAUGGAGUCAGAUACAAAGUGUGUCCUGCCUGCGCGGUGUGUCUCAUGGUGUCGGCGCGAAUGCUGAAACAGCUGGAUACGGAACAUCAUGUCCCGACACGAGUGACAGGGUAUUCGCCUGAAUUCUCCGCAUUAUCCGAGGGGGAAAGCGCUAUUGGGCAAAACACACACACACAAUAUUCCUUCCUACUGAUGAUGUAAAAACUCAGGGCUUGCACGGUCACAGACCAGGAGGCACGAACUGUAAGUACGAACCUGUCUCUUUGCACAUUUCUCGGAUUACCCAGACCGCGAUCCCUGUGAGAGGCCACUGUCAGUUCGUGCCGUUUCUUUUUUUUAAAGAGGAAACGAAGAGUGUGUUCUCGGCAAUUUGGAGUUGAUCGUUACGGAAGCCGUCUUUUAAAAAAAAAAGUGAGAGAGAAGAAGGGGAAGCUACUUCUCGCCUCGCCGUUUCUCAGGGGUGGUUCUGACAUCGAGAGACGCUUCGAUGUGUCCUGCAGACGGCUUGUAUCUCAGCUGCUGUUUAAUUUUGCUUCCUGGCCGUGACUGCCUUGCUCUUCUCCGCCUGACAGGAGAAGAGAUCUCGUUUUCCUCCACAGCUGCCCGAGACCGCGGCUGAAGUUGUUUCACAUUUGCAAUCAGUGCUUCUGCGAGGAAAAUCGCAAGACCCGAACUUAACACAGGCGGUAGCUGUACCGGGGGACUGUUUUCGUUUCUGUCUUUUAUUUUUCUCCAGAUUCCGGCACCCACCUCGUAUAAACUGUGUUUUUUUCAUGGCUAAGAGCCCGGGGUGACUGAACCCUUCGUUUUUACUCGGGGGAGGGAAGGGGGUCAUCGGAACUUAUCGAUAGACACUUAUAUUGGCUGAAACUUCCUUGCAUUAUAAACUGUUGGAAACAAACACAUCGCAGGAAUAUGCUGCUGAAGGAGUACAGGAUCUGCAUGCCGCUGACGGUGGAGGAGUACAGAAUCGGACAGCUGUACAUGAUCAGCAAGCACAGCCAUGAGCAGAGCGACCGGGGAGAGGGCGUGGAGGUGGUGCAGAACGAGCCGUACGAAGACCCCGCGCACGGAAAGGGCCAGUUCACGGAGAAGCGCGUUUACCUCAACAGCAAGCUGCCCAGCUGGGCUAGGGCAGUCGUCCCGAAAAUCUUCUAUGUGACUGAAAAAGCAUGGAACUACUACCCCUAUACAAUCACAGAGUACACAUGUUCAUUUCUGCCAAAGUUCUCCAUACAUAUAGAAACGAAGUAUGAGGACAACAAAGGAUGCAAUGACCAUGUUACAGCCCGGCCCAUGCUGCUGGAUCCCCCUGAGAAUGGACCGGGCCAGCGAGGGGGGGUCUGGAGCCCCCGGCCGCCAGCCUCGGGGGUCUUUGACCGCUGCCGGGCGAUGGCUGUGGCUGAGCACCGCAGCACCGCAGAAGGCCGUAAAACCCGUGAUGAGCUGCCCAGCAAAGUGAUGGAGGGAGCUCUUAUCUCGGAAGCCAGCGGAGAGCUCUCGCACCCAGGAUCUGGGACGCCGGGGCUGAAGCCCGCAGACGGAGACAGACGCUACUACAAGGAGUCGGAGGACCUGCGGUACUUCAAGUCGACAAAGACGUCUCGGGGGCUGCUGAAGGAGGGCUGGAGGGACAGCCAGGACCCCAUCAUGUGCUCCUACAAGCUGGUGACGGUCAAGUUCGAGGUGUGGGGCCUGCAGACGCGUGUGGAGCAGUUCGUGCACAAGGUGGUGCGGGACGUCCUGCUUCUGGGGCACCGGCAAGCCUUCGCCUGGGUGGAUGAGUGGAUCGACAUGACAAUGGAUGAAGUGAGAGAAUUUGAGAGAGCGACUCAGGAAGCCACCAACAAGAAGAUCGGGGUCUUCCCUCCCAUGAUCUCCAUCAGCGAGUCCAACCUGCCCCCCUCCACGCGCAGCGCCCCCUCCAGCGCCCCCUCCACCCCCCUGGCCACCGAGGCCCCCGAGUUCCUCUCCGUGCCCAAGGACCGGCCUCGCAAGAAGUCCGCCCCGGAGACGCUCACCCUGCCCGACCCGGCCCGGAAGGAGGCGGCCCUCCGGCGGCCCAAGCUCUCGCCCGCGCCCGCGCCCCGGCCGGCCGCCCCGCCCCCCGAGUAGGGUGGGCCCCCCGAGACAGUGCUCUGCGUCGGCCAGUCCCUGCCGGGGGGGUGCUGCUGUGGGCCGGGUCCCCCGCCCGUGUCCGAGCCCACCCCCCCGCGCUGCUGAGAGAAGGGGCCCACCGGAGCUGUCCUUCGAUUCCUCCAGCCCAGACCAUGGAUGUAAAUAAUCCGCAGAUAGAUAGAACCAGGGCCCUUCUCUCGUCCUGCUGGCACCGGGCAGGGCCCUUUUUAACCCUUUCAGAAACCCCCCACCCCCCCUUUUUUUUUUCUUGUAAUGCCAAACACACUUUAUUUGCUUGCAAAGGCGCCGACUUCAUCGUAGCCGGUUGCAAACAAGCCUGUAUUUUUCUAGGAUAUGGCCAUUCUCCGAAAAAUGAAAUAGCUGAAAAAAUACCCUAAGUGGCUCUGUCUGCUCCCAGCCCUGUCCUUGUACAGUGUACGUACUGUGAAGUCCAAACGAAGGUGCGUGGAUGGACAUGUCUCCUCUCUCUCUGGUGGGUCUGAAACUGAAAGGGGCCCCUGAGGAGGAGCUCCUGUGGCAGCAGGUGGCUUGAGACCUCACCGGUUCAUUCCAUUUCCUGCUCGCUGUCACCUCUCCUGCUGCAGUCUUGGGGCUCUUACAUUGCUGAGCUGUGGGAGUGUUUGCACUGCGUCUCCACGUCUUUGAACACUGGUCUGUUCUGCGAAGAACAUAGGUGUUGUCAGACUGUGUCUGUACCUGGCAUGUGUGUGUGUGUGUGUGUGUGUGUGGGGGGGGGGCAGGGGUUGUUAUUCCUUGACUGAUCAUUCAGGGGUGCACAAGGCUAGAGAAAAAAAAAAUGCAAUCACUAUUUGUCGAGACGUCACUUCUCAGGGCUCUGCUACGCUGCUCUCUGCCUCCUGCACACAGCCGUUUUUUUUUUUAAAAAGCAAGUUCAGGAAGCCUCUCUCAUUUCUCUGUCCUUUGUGUGUUGGAGCGUGUUUUGCGUGUGGGCGCAGUUCCAAAGCAACUGGGAUCUGGCUGCAGAGGAGCAGUGGCAAGUGAAGUCCGUGGGGGCUUGUUAAAACAUUGGCGACACAACAGGCAGAUUGGAUUUGUGUUGUUAGUUAAGGUGCACAUAGUCACAAUGUGUGCAGGCCUGCAUGUCACUUCUACUGUGAAUCUACUGUCACUGUUGUUGCUGCUUUUUGCUUUCAUUCUUUCUUCCCAUUUGUAGAACACUGUAAUACAAUGUAGCUCUUUGCUGUUUACACCUACAGUUAAAUAAGACCCAUUGUUUCCCAUUUGAGAUUUGAUUGGUAUUUUGAGUUUAGUCCAUUAAUGCUAGAACUAUAUAGAUCUUUUAUUUGUACAGUAUUUGCUGAUUGAUUUUCUAUCUUGUUGAUUGAUGACCCUGAAUGUGCUACUAGCUUCUUUUAAAGCGUGUUCAAGCUGUGAAGAUUACCACUGCUAGGUGUUUAGCACUAAUGCCUGAGACAAAAUAUAUCUAAUGUUAGAACCUGGGUCACAUCCCAUGUGGACUAUGGCCUCGGUCCCCCGAGCAACAGCACCACCGUGGGUAGGGUGCAUUCCUGUGCAUUUGCAGGCUUGCAGUUAUGUCAGGGAGAAAUGUGCCAAUCAGAGCGAACUCACCUGUCAGGCAGAGUGGAGCUCCCCACUUGUCAAGGAACAUGAGAAAAGCUGCUAGCGAGAGGAGGCCAUUGGGUUCACCUGGCCCAUGCGGUCCUGGAGGAGCAGCUGGAUGGAAGCGUGGCUCAAAGGAGCAGACCUGCCCCAACGGCCCCCACCCUCAGUAUCCAGUAUCCUGGGGUCCAAAAGAAAAUUUACCAAAUACAGUGUUAAAAGCUGUUCAAAGAAAGGAACCUGCUGGAAUUUAAAAUCCUUUAGUUUGCUGAAAGCAGGAGUGUCAGCAAUUAAUUAGGUGGCGUCGAAGAAUAGGAGAGCUGUGCAGUCUUCAAAGAUGGUGUAACAUGAAGAACCCUGGACCCCGGUCCAGCAGGGGGCGCUGUACCAAUCGGUUGUACCUUUCACAGCAGUUUCACUUGUCUCAGCUGGUCCGUUGAAUGCCAGAAUGCCAGUGGUGGUUGCCAUGCAUAUUCUUUAGAGCCAGACUGGAGGGAUAUGAAAAGAUUUUUCCUAGGAAGAAAAUAAAGCUACAUACAGUAUAUAUCUGAAAAACAAGAAAACAAAGGAGAUAAAUAUGAAGUACAUUUGGACCGAAGCAGCAGAAACAAAAAACACUUCCCGUGCAAUUGAAGAGCUUGAUUGUUAGGAGUGCAUUUUCAAGCAGGAUGCGAUAGCUUUUUCAUAAACGAUCACAAAUACAUACAUGUACUCAUGGAUAUAAGUAUGUGUAUGUGUUGAAGUACACAUAAGUAUUAUUCUUUAUCUUGUGAUUUGCCAUACUACUAAGAAUGUUUGUAAGUGGUGAAUACAGCAGGAUCUUGCGGGGUGUGUAAAAUUAAUUCGAAUGAAGGUAAGAGAAUGCAGGAGGACAGGUGAGGUAGUGUCCAUUGUACAGUAAAGUAGUGAUACGGCUGCCACUGAGCAUGCUCCAGAAACACACAACAAACUGAUCUCAGUGUUUCUGCAUGCCAGACUCUAGCCUCUGAUCUGUAUACCAAAUCUGUGACAUACAUUUCUAUGAACUAUCCUUUAUGGGAUCAUCACUUAUUGUUAACAUAGAGCCAUACAACAAUUACGACACUUAACUUUUGAUUUAUAACUUACGAAAUACAGAAAACUUGAUCUUAUUAAAAAUAAUACAAAAUUAAGAAAACCACCUAAUCUUGGCGAUAGACAUAUCGACAGGUCAAAGAAAUUCCGCACAGAAGCAGCUGGGUUCAUUGUGCCCCUGCCUCCCGUGUCUCAAAUUCACUUUUUUGUUUUUGCUACUCUGUGCAUCAAAGUCAAACUUCUCAUCUUACAAAAUUGAUUUCUGUUUUAUUUUUAAAUGAGAAGGGUGACACAUGCACAGCAAUUAAGGGAAUUGUACAGAGGCCCUCUAAUGCCCCAGUCCAGAACGUUAAGAAAGAUUGCAAACCAGGGGUGCCAUUUGGCCCAGCUGAGUUGGCCUGUUUGGUAAUUAGGUGCAAAUUAAUCCCAGGAUCCCAGAAAUCCUCUGGCCAUUUCUGGAAAGAAGCCAGGGUAUCGGCUUCAACAACAUGGCUGGUCAGCUUCUUCCAGGCUCCCACCACCCUUUCCAUAAGGAAGUGCCUGCUCUCCACUGUGCCCUCUGGCUCGUCUUUCUCUGUUGAUCUGUCGAAGUCUGUUGGGCUGACCUUGUCGAUGCCUUUGAGGAUUUUGCAUGCAGUGCUUAAAUGAGGUCCCCUCAUAGUCUUCUCUGUUCAGCACUGAAAAGGUUCAAUUCUCUCUAGCCCCAGCGGUGUCCAGUCCUGGGACUGGUGACUCACACACCUGUUGACUUCUGUUGGAGCUUCAACCAUUGUAUUUUGUAAGUUUAUGGCCGUGUGGACAUGUACACUGGAAUUGUUACUCGCUCCGAUCUCUCAGGACUCGCACAGUACAGCAGACAACACCACCCAAUUUAGACAGAAUAUUACAAAACGAAAGGGAUAGAAUGAAUGAAUGGAAUGAAGACCAGCAGGUGUGUGGGUCAUCAGAACUGGGAACCCCUGUUUUAGCCCGUCAGUGUAGGACAUCCCCUUAAUCCACUGAAUUCAUCUGGAUGCCCUGCUCUGGCCUGAUUCCAGAGCAGCGGUCUCUUUUUUUUCUAAUGUGGGGACCAGCCUGUGCGGCCUUUUAUCAACCAGACAACGGUUCUGGGUUCCUCACAGGCGACUGGGCACAUGGGGAAACGGAGAGCUUGAAACUGAGGUGCCGAGAUUAAGGACACAACACGACCUGUCUUUACCUCGUGUUGUUCAUUAUGUUUUAAUGACCGAGACUUCCCUGUGUCAGAGUUGUUGUUUUUUUUGUUGUAAUUUAAGAGGCAUGUUUCUCAGAAGUGUGACUUUCCCUGUUGUAGGCAAUUCCAGUGGAGAAAAAAAAUUGAAUGAAAAAUAAAAAAGCCUUUUCUGUUUUAACUUCUUAUUUGUAUGUCAAAUGUUAUUUGGUUGUGUUUGCUUCCUGCUGGGGGGGGGUAACUAUGAUUUGACUGGUUUGUUUACUUAUAGUCAGCACCACUGAUGGUUCAUUUUUGUUGUUAUUGUUUAAUGAAUUGAAUAAAAGGACCAAGCUUUUGCGGGGCUUAUAAAGCCAGGGCAGGCUGUGUUGGUCUCUCCGAGCUCUCUCCUCGUCUGGCUGCUCCCACUCAUUCUUGGCUCUUCUGGUCUUCUUCUGAUUUGUGUUUGUUGUUAUUAUCUCACAUUUUCUUACAUCUUGUAGUAAAUAAAAGUUGAAAUACAGUCGAAA